AUGGCGCUUAAUUCCGAAGAAGGGCGGCCCGCAGUAGGGGAGCAGGAAGACUCGGGCCUGCACGGGGACAGCCGCGCUGGAGUCGUCGCAGGGGCCCCUGCGGUGGACGGCAGCGGCCUUUCAAGCGAAUCGAUGGGCGAGCAAAUAGCGGCGAGCUCGCGGGAGCAGCCCGCGAAAUCUGCGACGAGAUGGGAGGACGCUGUGUUGGCGACGCAGACAGCCGUCACUGAGCACCUGGAGAGCUUCAAAGUGAAGGCGGAAACGCCGAUACCCGCCAGCACGAUGCCGUGCAUUUUGGACGAGAACACCAAGGUGGUGGGCGAGACGCAAGAGGGCCAGCAGGGUCCGGCGGGACAGGGCCCGGGUGCGGUGCUGUUCGACUCGUACUACCAGCUGCCGCCGAAGGAGCUAAUCGCGUUAGCGGCUUCUGCCACGAGGUCGUGCAGCCUCUUCUCGUUCAGGAAGGAUGAGAGGCGCUCGGCACGUCGCGCCAAGGCGGAUGAUCCGAGGUCUAAGAAUAGCGUUGGCCACGAGGACGGGCGCCAUGGCAACCUCAUUCCGUACGAACCGCUCUUGGAGCCCAUGAACAUACCCGGUCACGAUCAGCCCCUGGAGCCGGAGAACGGGCACGGGAAACCACACCACUCCCACGGCCACGAGCAAAGAAGCGGUGGCGCCAACCACCCCAAGCACCCCGGGCGCCAGCGGGAGCACACGCACCCGAAGGGGGGCGCGCACAUGCCAGGCGACAGGAAGCCGAAACACACGGACGGGCAACCGUUGCCGUCUAAGCAAAACACGAAGGCGAAAGGGCCUGCUGGUGGCGCCGGCAGGUGGAGCGCGCCGAAGCCCACUGACGGCAUAUUCUCGCUGGGCAGCCUGCGGCCCGAGAGCCCGAGCGCGACUCCGAACACGGCAAACGAUUCCCACGCAAUGUCUUUCAAGAACCUCAGCCAGAUGGUGCAUGACCUGCAUAUCAAGAAGACGGUUUCGCUCAGGCACAGCGACGACGUCAUGAACAUGACCCCGCAGGAUGUGUCCAACUUCACUUUCAUCGACGAGGAGUCGCACAUCCCGCUGAAGAGCUCGCAGUUCAGCAAGUUCUUCAGCGUUGUGGGUCAGCAGCACAAGGCCGGUAGGUUCCCCGUGGCGCAAGCGACAAUCGGCGCAGAGCAGGCGAGGCUUGCCGCGCAAGGCGAGGGAUCGGACAUACCAGGAAUGAAUGUAGCAGGGGACGCGAAAAAUCGCGAACGGGCCAGCCAAUUACUGCAGCAGAUGCUGGCCAGGAAGACAUCACCAUAA
Messenger RNA from Babesia bigemina, 1302 nucleotides. RefSeq lists its product as hypothetical. The record is from RefSeq and is a predicted model, not a curated record. The transcript is spliced from 4 exons. The coding region runs from base 1 to 1302 and encodes 433 amino acids. NCBI's taxonomy places the organism in Eukaryota, Apicomplexa, Aconoidasida, Piroplasmida, Babesiidae.